Aspergillus glaucus CBS 516.65 is the source of this 630-nucleotide messenger RNA. RefSeq lists its product as uncharacterized. The transcript has 2 exons. NCBI's taxonomy places the organism in Eukaryota, Fungi, Ascomycota, Eurotiomycetes, Eurotiales, Aspergillaceae. The record is from RefSeq and is a predicted model, not a curated record. Gene Ontology annotation, molecular function: metal ion binding. Bases 1 to 630 code for a protein of 209 amino acids.
AUGGAUCUUCGACACUAUACCAUUCCUUCAUCUUCGCCCAUUCCUCCUCCUGCCUCCCAGCCCCCUCUUCCUCACACCCGAUCUAUCAGACUCCCGUCUUCGUCCCCUCCUCCUUCUGCCUCUCCAAAUAUCCGCUCCGACUCAGAAGGUCGCGAAAGAAAGCGCCGACGAACUAUUCGUGGCGCAGAUUCCGAGACUCCCGAGUUCAUUGACUCCGAGGAAGAACAACCGGUCGAAUCAAUCGACCUGACAGAAGUCGACAAACCUUCGGCUCUUGACAAAGCUUUGGCCAAGCAACGAGAGGAUGCGGUCAAGGCUCAGCAUGACGGAGAGUCGGAGAAGGCGCGGUCACUACUGACUGCUUACAAGUGUCCUGUGUGCAUGGACACGCCGGAGGAUGUGACGACCACGGUUUGCGGGCAUCUCUUCUGUCAUCGGUGCAUCAUUGAUACUUUGAAAUUCAGCGAGCAACAGCGGGCGGAUUCCGCCACCAAAGGGCCCCGAGGGACAUGUCCUGUGUGUCGGAAACCUCUGGCUCGGAGGGACGAAGCAGGGCCAAAGAGGAGCUUGAUUCCCCUUAAACUUCAGCUCACGAAACGAAGUCGAACCUCAGUACCAGCGGAUGCGUAA